Molecule: messenger RNA, 1872 nt
Organism: Symbiodinium necroappetens
Lineage: Eukaryota; Dinophyceae; Suessiales; Symbiodiniaceae
Source: the annotation of a GenBank genome assembly
AUGCUGCUGCCAUUCGUGGUGGGCCACUCCGCCCCUGCAUCAGUGCUACAGCACCUAUUGCCGGGAUUUGCGAAUGUCAGCCUACCCUCAGGUAGCCAUGGUAGCCACCAUGGCUACCAUCAGCUCUAUGGGGCAGAGAACUUGCAUGGGAAUUUACUGUUCAAGUUGUUACAGCCAGGGGGCAGCUUGCAGAAUCUUUGCCUUGUGCCCCUUCUUAUCGGCAUGAACUUACUCGUCGCGCUGCUCAUGCAGUACAUUGCCAGACGGACGCGCAUUCAAGCUGCUGGUCCACGGAACGAACAGAAGCCGGAGGAAAGAUACUCGGGGGUGGCAGCAUUCCUCCGGGACUUCGCCGGUAUUCAGUCCGUGUACAAGAUAGCCAAAGGCUGGCUGACACACGAUGCAUACAGGUGUGUGUCGACCAGCCUUUGUCUGCUCACAAUAGCUCACUGGUUUCUCAGAGAGUGGACAUAUGCACAGCUCCUAUCCUCUCUGACGGCCGAUCUGACCAAUGCUAUCGUUGCUGUGCGGAGCACGAGAGACCUUUCCUUGGUUUACAGCCGCCUCUUCUCCAUGCUGGCCUGGCAAAUCGCCACAGCGCCCCUGUUUCUCAUCUUGGAUCCGAUGAUCCAAGCGUGGUUUGCAUCGUCGCUUCAGAGCUACAUCACCAACUCGAUGCUCCAGUCCUACAUCUCAGGCGGAAGCCAGGCCUACUACAAGCUCAAGAUGGAUGACGAGAAGCGGGACCUCGACAACCCGGAUCAGCGCAUCAGCGAGUCUGCAGAGCAGUUUGCUUUCCUCAUGUACGUGCUCUUCUCUGGAUUCCUCUCUGCGGUGUUCGGAAUGCUGGCAUGGGCGGGAGUUAUGAUCCAGCUGGGCGGCUAUGCCCUCCUGGCAACCUGCAUGGGCAUGGCAUGUCUACGGCUGAUGCUCUCGAUCAGUCUCUUCGGGAAUGCCUUGGUGGAUGCCUUCAAGGAUCAGCUUGAGACAGGUGCCACCUUCCGCUAUUCUCUGGCCCGUCUGCGCGAGCAUGCAGAACCUGUGGCUCUUGCACACGGAGAUCAGGUUGAAGCUGCUCGCUCAAGGCACCAUUUCAAUUCCCACAUCGAUGCGUUCAUCAGCAUGCUGUUUUCGACGACGCUGGGCAUCGUUGACUUCUUUCCUGUCGUCAUCCUUUGGCUGUACCAGGUUCCGCAGAUCGAAGCAGGAGUCCUGAACUUCGGGGACGCCCUGCGGUGUCAGACUGGAUACAUGCAGGUGGCCAAGGUCAUGGACUUCCUGGCAAAUUCUUACGCCAAGCUGAAGCAGCUGCAGGCGAAUGGGGAGCGGCUGUGGCAGCUCUGGGAAGCCGCUGAUGAGGUCAACGAGGAGCCGCCCGCGGACUCGGUCAUCGACUUCGCUGCCUGCGACACAGACGUGGCGUUUGCCUUUACCUCACUCUUUGUCUUCACACCUGGCGGCACCACAGCUGUGGGUGGAGUCAGCCUCGCAUGCGAAGCUGGGAAAGGCCUGCUGAUCACCGGAGGCUCAGGCAUCGGGAAGUCAUCGAUCCUCCGGGCCUUGGUGGGUCUCUGGUCAGCAGGGGAGGGAGUCGUUGAGAAAUCCCCUGGAGCUGAAGUGAUCUUCCUGCCCCAGAAUUCCUACUUCCCUGUCGGCACCCUGCUGGAGGCCGUGAUCUAUCCUGCUCAGCUCACAUCCUUUGGAUGGGCGGAGAGGAGCGGCCUCGAAGAGAGCGCCACUCGCGCUCUGAAGCGCGCGCUGCUGCAGCCUCUCCUGCGCCGGUGGGGUUUGCAGGAGACCCGGGACUGGAGUGCAUUGCUAUCUGCUGGGGAGCGCCAGCGGUUGGCCUUCGCUCGGCUCUUUCUGAUGCUG